UCCGUGACUGGGCGUGGUGCGCCGGCGCGAGACGCAUGCGCACAAGGACCGCCGUGGGAGCGGGAGGGCGGCCUGAGGGCCUGUCCGGGAUGAAGGCGCCCUCCACACCCCUUUGCCAGACAUGUCUGUCAUUAGAAAAAUUUAAGUGGAAAAAGCAACUGGAGACUUCUCCUUUAUAAAGAAAGCCUCGUGGUGGAGCAUCUGCUUGACCAUAUCAGUGGGAGGAUGAAGGUGCCACACAGAGACUCGAUAUGAAUGGAAAAGGCCCGUCAGCAUGAAGGUACUACAGCACUCUCAACACACACUAAAAACGGCUCUCAUCUCUCAGAACCCAGGGCUUGUGUCACAGUAUGAGAAAUUAGAUGCUAGGGAACGACGUUUGUUGAGUGAAGCCUUCCAGCCGUCCAGUCAUCUCUUUGGACCAAUUACUGUGCAUUCACAGUCAGAUUGGAUCACCUCCCACCCUGAAGUUCCCCAAGAUUUCGAACAGUUUUUCACUGAUCGCCACAGAAACAUACCCUGUCCGGAAAAACACAUUAUCUAUAUGCAGUCUAUUGGCUCUCUCAGCAACACCAGAGUUAUCAGUGAAGAAUAUAUUAAAUGGCUCAAGGGCUACUGUGAAGCAUUUUUCUAUGGUUUGACUGUCAAAUUCUUGGAACCGGUUUCAGUCUCUGCCACCAAGUGUUCCUUUAGAGUGAACGAGCACACCCACAACCUACAAAUCCAUGCAGGGCACAUCCUGGCGUUCUUGAAAAAGAAGAAACCCAAAGAUGCCUUCUGCAUCGUGGGGAUAACAAUGAUCGAUCUUUACCCACGGGACUCCUGGAAUUUUGUCUUUGGACAGGCCUCUUUGACAGAUGGUGUAGGGAUAUUCAGCUUUGCGAGGUAUGGCAAGGAUUUCUACAGCUCCCGAUAUGAAGGCAAAGUGAGCAAGCCCCAGCGAACAUCUUCCAAUGACUAUUCCGUUUUUGAUAACUAUUACAGUCCUGAGAUCACUAGUAUUUUGCUGUGGCGAUCCUGUAAGACUUUAACCCAUGAGAUUGGACACAUAUUUGGACUGCGGCACUGCCAGUGGCUUGCCUGCUUAAUGCAAGGCUCCAAUCACUUGGAAGAAUCCGAUCGGCGGCCUCUAAACCUUUGCCCUAUCUGCUUACGCAAGCUGCAGGUUGCUAUUGGCUUCAGUAUUGUUGAGAGAUACAAAGCACUUCUGAGGUGGAUUGAUGAGGAAUCUAACGACUUGUCACGAGCAACUCCGAGAAAGAGUUCUGACCAUGUGAAUUUGCAGAAACCUGUGGAAGCCUUUCAGGAUUGGAGAGAAUGGAUAGUAAAAUGCAUUGCUGUUCUGGAAAAAUAAGGACUUGGAGAUAGGUGUAACUGAAACAAAUACCGGCACACUAGGUGUUUGUGGCUAGAGUACUUCAUUGGAGUAAACCUUCUACUGGUUCUAUGCUGAGGCCAGGUAACAGACUAGAAGCUUCUUUGAAGCCCCUGGACCAGAAUAAGGAACAAGGAAAGCCCGCUCUGCCUUUCUCUCUUGUCUCAUUAGCCUGGUCUGUGGCGGUAAGCCCAUCACUUCCUUGCUUCAAAUUGGAUUAGCUGAAGCUAGAAGGUAAAUAAAUAAAAUAAUUAAAAAAACACUUUAAAAAUGACUGUGUGGCCCAAGGAAUGAAUGAACACUUUCCAGGGUUGCUUUUGCUCUGGAAGAGAUGCUGCCCCUUGUGCGGCCCAGCUGAGUCACCAGGGCUGUGGCCUUGCAGGGGUUGGCACCCUUGCUGCCUGCCGUCUCCCCUUGGGACCCGUGGGUGCCCUUCUUUUUUUCCUGGCCAUUUAUGAGCCUGUCCCUGGAAGAAGCAGCAGCUACGUGAGUUCUUAGCAGUGAGAGCAGCAGUGGUCCUUGCCCACAGCAGCUGUUGAUGAGUCAUGUCGGAGGGCCUUUACGGAUGACGUGUGUAACAGUGCUUGUAUCUCUGUAGGUUGCACUCAUUCUGUAGGGUUAGGUGAGAUUGAAGUUUAUGUUUUACGCACUUGAUUGCAUUGUGACAGGUUUGAGUAAGGAAGAGAGUGAAUGGGUUACUUACCUGUCAGGAUGCCCAGAAUGCCUGUGGUCGGUCGCCUGUCAGCCUAUGACAUCAGCCACUUGCUGUGGUGGUGAGCCGGUCGACACCCUCAGGGUCAACAAAUCUCUGUGAUCAAUGUAUCCUGGACAACAAGAAACGACUGUUACUUCAUGCUGGAGGACUGGUAGCUUGUCCUACUUUAUCACCUAUUUGUAGUAUUGGUUUUUGUUUGUUUUGUUGUUGUUUUUCUCUGAGACAGGGUCUCUCCAGCUACCCCUGGCUGGCCUGGAACUUGAUAUAUAGACAAGGCUAGCUUUGAACUCAUAAAGAUCCCCUGCUUCUGCCUCCCAAGAGCUGGGAUUGAAAGGUGUGUGCCACCACACCUGGUAAUCCUGGGGCUUGACCCAGGGCUUUGUGCAUGCUUAGCACUCUACAGUUGAGUGACAUCCCCAGUCCCAGUUUCCCACACUCCUAUCUUUAAGGUAAGACUUGAAUUCCUUCCUCCCUCUGUCUUUGAUUUUCUUUUUCUUCUUUUCAAAUGACGAGGUGGGGGCCGGGGUGAAGGACGACUGUAGGUGUCAUUCCUCAGGCUGUCCAGUGAACUCGGGGACCUACCUGCCUGCUUCCUCACCCCCACCCCCAUGGGUGCUGGGUAUCACACUUGGGCCUCUGCCUCCAUGGCAAGCACCUUACUGACUGAGCUAUUUCCAGCUCUUUUUCCACUCAGAAUCUAAAUUCUUCCAUUGUUGUAACUUAUACAGUGUAAUUAAAAGCACGCUUGACAACUAAA
Peromyscus maniculatus bairdii (prairie deer mouse) is the source of this 2847-nucleotide messenger RNA. RefSeq names its product archaelysin family metallopeptidase 2 (gene Amz2). Gene Ontology annotation, molecular function: metallopeptidase activity. Gene Ontology annotation, biological process: proteolysis. The record is from RefSeq and is a predicted model, not a curated record. NCBI's taxonomy places the organism in Eukaryota, Metazoa, Chordata, Mammalia, Rodentia, Cricetidae.